AUGGACAUAAUCAAAUCAAAUAAUACAUUGAAUUCAAAAAGAUAAUUCUAAUAAAAAUCAACUAAUUAUUCUUAAGGUANUAUUUUAAAAUUGCAAAUAAGUGGGCAAACAAAAGAAAAAUAUCAUCUAGAAGAAAUAAUUGCAAUAGCCAUUUCAUAUAGGAAUUCUUUGGUAAGGGGAUUAAGAAAUAAAGAAAGAAAUAAAAGAGAUGUAAAAACAAUUUAUGAAGUGUCCAUAACUAGUAUAUAUUUAAUCAUAAAUCAAAGAAUAUUGUCAUAAUAAAGAGAGGAAAUAAUGAAAGAAUUUAAUUAUCAAAAUUUUGUAAAAUAGAUAUCCUAAUUGGAUUAGAUAUGAAGAUGAUAUAUACUAUUAUAUAUUUAAACAUGACUCAUAUAUCAAAUUAUUGGAGUAAUUUAUACAUCACUGAUCAUGUUAAUGAUGUAAAUAACUAUCUAUAUUAGUUAUAUAUUCAAUAUAAGUACAUAGAUUUUAAAACAAUUGGCUAAAGAAUUCAUAAUCAAUAUUAAGAUAAGACUAAUAAUAAGAUUAUGGGAUUUAUGAUCUAACUUAGUCAACAAUCAUAAUUUGAAUUAUCAAGAGUAUAAUAUUUAUGGUUCUAAUGA
Molecule: messenger RNA, 623 nt
Organism: Paramecium primaurelia
Lineage: Eukaryota; Ciliophora; Oligohymenophorea; Peniculida; Parameciidae
Source: the annotation of a GenBank genome assembly